This is a messenger RNA of Cladophialophora bantiana CBS 173.52, 978 nucleotides long. RefSeq lists its product as uncharacterized. The coding region runs from base 1 to 978 and encodes 325 amino acids. The transcript has 4 exons. The record is from RefSeq and is a predicted model, not a curated record. NCBI's taxonomy places the organism in Eukaryota, Fungi, Ascomycota, Eurotiomycetes, Chaetothyriales, Herpotrichiellaceae.
AUGCCUAAGCAGCCCUCCAAGGCCGGCAAGAGGCUGAAGCGAGACGACGAUAAUGACUCCGACGACAGCGAUGACGACCUCCAGCCCAUCCACUUUUUCGUCCCCGGCGAAAACAUCAACGCCGCAGUCCUGGUCGAUUAUAUCACUCGAUGGGUUGAUCGUACCGCAAAGAUAACAUCGUCUCAACAUCCCACGGAUAAAGCGCGAGUCGGUUUCAGCGUCCUGGCGAGAAGAGCGCUCAAUGCCGUUAGCAUUCGCGAUAUCAUCAAUGACUCUAGAGACUGGGACUUGGAAACACAAAGCAGAGAAUAUAGAAAAGAGCCGUAUGACUAUAGAGAAUCAGACACUGCCAGACGUCGAGCGAAAAAGGGUCCCUCAGAAGGCGGUACAAAUCGACCGCAGCAACCCCGAGUCAAGCGAGAAGGAACGAACGAGCCCGCCGACAGUGGGCGGCAAGAGAGAGCUGCAAUGACAUCCAACACUCCUGCCAGCCCUCCGCAAUCUGCAUACCAUCACCCUCAGCCUCAGUUCAGUCAAUACCCUGCCCAUUCUCAGCCGCAAGGUAUCCAACAGAGCCCGAGUCCGUAUUAUCAAGGGCAGUCGAGGUCAGACCAACCUUCGCCCAGUUUCAACAUCACAGUGAACACUGCAACUUUUGCGCCUCGACCCGGUCAACCUGGUCAAUAUAUGCCGGGUGCGUAUCAAACAGCGGGGUAUGCACAAAUUGCACACGCGGAAGCUGAUCCUCCACCAGCUUAUCAGCAAGCCAUGAUAAGUCGUGGCCCAUCGGGCCCCCAACCACCAUCACAGCCUGGCCCCGAUACAUUCGACGGGGAGAAGGCAGUGACAAGUCGACAUUUCUCUGCGCAAGCGACGCGACAAGGCUCGGCAGACUCCAAAGAGGACUUUCCUCGAUCGCAUAGUGCCCAAGAUCGUCGACCUUCAGCGGUCGACCAGGCGCGAAGAUCUGCUCGUUAG